AUGCCUGAAAAGGAACUAUCUUAUUUACAUUCAAGAACCGAAAAGGACGGUGGAGUUAUUGUUGAUGCCUUUGACCAACAAGAUAGCAAGCCUCCAUUGACAGGUUUAGCAAAGUUUGUUGACUCUUUUAAAAGAGCUGAUGAUAAUGAAAUGGGGAUCGACCCCAAUUUAACAGAAGCGGAAAAGAUCGCUGUUAGAACAGCAAAUGCUCCUUUGUCUAGAUCUUUGAAGAACAGACAUUUACAGAUGAUUGCUAUCGGGGGUUCUAUCGGUGCUGGUUUGUUCAUUGGUUCCGGUAAGACAUUAAGAAUUGGUGGUCCCGCUGGUGUUUUGAUUGCCUAUAUCUUAAUUGGUAGUAUGAUUUACUCCACAGUUCAAGCCUUAGGUGAAUUGGCUAUUACUUUCCCUGUUUCUGGUGCUUUCGUUACUUACAACACACGUUUUAUUGAUGAAUCAUUUGGUUUUGCUAUGGCUUGGAAUUAUGCCAUGCAAUGGUUAGUCGUUAUGCCGUUAGAAUUAGUUGCUGCAACUAUUGUCAUUGACUAUUGGAAUACUAAAUACAAUCCAGCUACUUUUGUUGCAAUAUUCUGGGUUCUUAUUCUAGUUAUUAACUUCUUCGGUGUAAGAGGUUAUGGUGAAGCUGAAUUCAUAUUUUCCAUGAUCAAAGUUAUUGCUGUUGUCGGUUUUAUCUUCUUGGGUAUCAUUUUGGUUUGUGGUGGUGGUCCAAGAGGUGGUUACAUUGGUGGUAAGUACUGGCACAAUCCUGGUGCGUUUGCUAACGGCUUUAAAGGUGUUUGCUCUGUCUUUGUCACAGCCGCUUUUGCAUUCGCUGGUACUGAAUUGUGUGGUUUAGCUGCUGCUGAAACCAGUAACCCAAGAAAGUCAUUACCAAAGGCUACGAAGCAAGUUUUCUGGAGAAUUACAUUGUUCUAUGUUAUCUCAUUGACAUUGAUUGGUUUGUUGGUUCCUUACACAGACGAAAGAUUGGUUGCCGAAUCAUCCUGGGAUGCUUCUGCAUCUCCUUUCGUCAUUGCCAUUAAAAACGGAGGUAUCUCUGGUUUGCCUUCUGUCAUGAACGCAGUCAUCUUGAUCUCUGUCUUGUCAGUUGGUAAUUCAUCUGUUUUCGGUUCAUCAAGAACUUUAGCUGCAUUAGCUGCUUCUGGACAAGCGCCAAAGAUAUUCGGAUACAUCGACAAGAAUGGAAGACCUAUUGUUGGUAUUACUCUUCAAUUGGCUCUUGGAUUAUUGUGCUUCGUUGUGGCUUCUGACAAGUAUGGUGAAGUCUUCGACUGGUUGUUAGCGUUGUCUGGUUUAUCUUCGAUAUAUACUUGGACUGCUAUUUGCUUGUCUCACAUUAGAUUUAGAAGAGCAUUGAGUGCUCAAGGUAGAAACACGGACGAAAUUUCGUAUACAGCUCAAGCUGGAGUUUAUGGUUCGUACUACGGAGCUAGUUUGAAUUUAUUGGUUUUGAUUGCUCAAUUCUGGAUUGCAAUCUGGCCAUUGGGUGGUAAGCCAGAUGCUGAAGUUUUCUUUAUGAACUACGUUUCAUUGCCAAUUGUCUUUACUUUCUACCUAUGUCACAAGAUCUGGACUAAAAACUGGAAAUUGUUCAUUAGAGCCAAGGACAUUGAUAUUGACACUGGUAGAAGAGAAUUAGAUUUGGAUUUGUUCAAGCAAGAAUUGGCCGAAGAAAGAGCAUACAUUGCAUCUUUACCAUUCUACAAGAGGUGGUACAAGUUCUGGUGCUAG
Molecule: messenger RNA, 1749 nt
Organism: Lizanozyma spartinae
Lineage: Eukaryota; Fungi; Ascomycota; Pichiomycetes; Serinales; Debaryomycetaceae
Product: amino acid permease
Exons: 1
Coding region: 1-1749 (582 amino acids)
Biological process (GO): amino acid transmembrane transport
Cellular component (GO): membrane
Molecular function (GO): amino acid transmembrane transporter activity
Source: RefSeq, a predicted model, not a curated record